AUGUCUUUUCUUUUGUUUUUUUCUCUCUCUUUUUUUUUUCUCUUUCUUUUUUUCUCUCCCCCUUUUCUCUUUUUUUCUCUAAAAAUUUUUUUUUUCUUUUUCUCUUUUUUUUUUUCUUUUUUUUUCUUUUUUUCUUUUUUUUUUCUCUUUUCUCUUCCCCCUUUCUUUUUUUUUCUUUCCCCCUCCAUUCUUUUUCUCUCUCAUUUUUUUUUUCUCUCUUUUUCUUUUUUUUUUUUUUUUUUUCUUCUUUUUUUUCUCUCCCUUUUUCUCUUUAUUUCUUUUUUUUUUUCUUUCUCUUUUCUUUUCUUUCUCUUUUUUUUCUUUUUUUUUUUUUCUCUUUCCCCUCUUUCUUUUUCUUCCCUUUUCUCUUUCUCUUUCCUCUUUCUCUUUCUCUCUCCCCUUUUCUCUUUUCUUUUUUUUUUCUUUUUUCCUUUUCUCUUUUUUCUUUUCUCUCUUUUCUUUUCUCUUUUCUUUUCUCUCCCCCUUUUUCUCUCUUCUUUUUUCUCCCCCUUUUUCUUUCUUUUCUCUCUCUUUUUUCUCUUUCUUUUCUCUCUUUUUUUUCUUUCUCUCCCUUUUCUCUUUCUUUUCUCUUUCUCUUUUUUUUCUCUUUUCUCUUUCUUUUCUCUUUCCCUUUUUCUCUUUUUUUUUCUCUUCCCUUUUCUCUUUCCCUUUUCUCUUUCUCUUUUCUCUCUCCCUUUUCUCUUUCCUUUUCUCUUUUUUUCUUUCUCUUUCUCUCUCUUUCUUUCUUUUUCUUUCUUUUUUUCUCUCCCUUUUCUCUUCCCUUUUUUCUCUAUCCCCUUUUCUCUCUUUUCUUUUCUUUUUUCUCUCUCUCCCCUUUUCUCUCUCCCCUUUUCUCUUUUCUCUUUUCUCUCUCCCCUUUUUCUCUUUCUUUUUCUCUCUCUCUCUCCCCCUUUUCUCUAUCCUUUUUCUCUCUCACUUUUCUCUUUCUUUUUCUCUCCCUUUUUCUCUAUUUUUUCUUCUUUUUUUCUCUCUCUCUUUUUUCUCUCUCUCUUUUUCUCUCUCUCCCCUUUUUCUCUCUCUCCCUUUUUCUCUCUCCCCUUUUCUCCCUCUAUUUUUUUUUCGUCUUCUUUUUUCGUCUAUCUUUUCUUUUUCGUCUAUCACUUUUUCGUCUAUCACUUUUUCGUCUAUCACUUUUUCGUCUAUCACUUUUUCGUCUAUCACUUUUUCGUCUAUCACUUUUUCGUCUAUCACUUUUCUCUCUCUCUCCCCUUUUUUCUCUCUCUCUCCCCUUUUUUUCGUCUAUCUCUUUUCUCUCUCUCUCUCCCCUUUUUGUCUAUCUUUUUUUCUCUCUCCUAUUUUUUCGUCUCUCUUUUUCUCUCUCUAGUUUUUUUUCGUCUAUCACUUUUCUCUCUCUUUUUUUCUAUCCUUUUUUCUAUCACUUUUUCGUCUCUCCCACUUUUCGUCUAUCCCUUUUCGUCUCUCCCAUUUUUCGUCUAUCUCUUUUUCGUCUAUCCUUUUUCGUCUAUCACUUUUUCUCUCUCUCCCCCUUUUUCGUCUAUCACUUUUUUCGUCUCUCUCUCCCUUUUUCGUCUAUCCUUUUUUCUCUCUCUCUCUCCGUCUAUUUCGUCUCUCUCUCCCCUUUUCGUCUCUCUCUCCCCCUUUUUCGUCUCUCUCUCCCCCUUUCUCGUCUCUCUCUCCCCCUUUCUCGUCUAUCACUUUAUUUUCUCUCUCUCCCCCUUUCUCGUCUAUCACUUUAUUUUCUCUCCUCUUUAA
This is a messenger RNA of Acanthosepion pharaonis, 1734 nucleotides long. Lineage: Eukaryota; Metazoa; Mollusca; Cephalopoda; Sepiida; Sepiidae. The record is from the annotation of a GenBank genome assembly.